Molecule: messenger RNA, 390 nt
Organism: Amphiprion ocellaris (clown anemonefish)
Lineage: Eukaryota; Metazoa; Chordata; Actinopteri; Pomacentridae
Product: transmembrane protein 100
Exons: 1
Coding region: 1-390 (129 amino acids)
Biological process (GO): cellular response to BMP stimulus
Source: RefSeq, a predicted model, not a curated record
AUGGGAUGUACGACGGGCCACCUGGCCUGCCAGCCUCAGCCCCAGCCAGGCUCGGGGCAGGAGGGCCCGUCCCUGGAGGCCGGCGGGACCAAAGUGCCGGAGGUCCUGUCCUCCCUGGAGCGUCUGUCCCAGGCCACCGGGGGCAUGGAGAAGUCCUGGUACCGCUGCAUCUUCCCCUUCGGGAUCAUCUCCCUGGUGAUCGGGGCGGCCGGCACCGGGGUGACCUACACCUACAACGACCUGCCGCAGACCAAGGUGGUGUCGCUGGUGCUGCUGGUCUCAGGGCUGCUGCUGCUGCUGAUGGCAACUGCCUGCUGGACCGUCCACAAGAAGAAGAGGAGGAAAAAGAAGGAGGGAGGCUCAUUCAGCUCUGAGCAGUGUCCCCUGUGA